Bufo bufo (common toad) is the source of this 327-nucleotide messenger RNA. RefSeq names its product cocaine- and amphetamine-regulated transcript protein-like. NCBI's taxonomy places the organism in Eukaryota, Metazoa, Chordata, Amphibia, Anura, Bufonidae. Gene Ontology annotation, biological process: adult feeding behavior; negative regulation of appetite; positive regulation of MAPK cascade. The transcript has 3 exons. The coding region runs from base 1 to 327 and encodes 108 amino acids. Gene Ontology annotation, molecular function: neuropeptide hormone activity. The record is from RefSeq and is a predicted model, not a curated record.
AUGAACAGUUCCUCAAUACUCUUCAGGCUCCUCUGUGCCAGCAUUCUCCUCUCCUGCCUCUGUCAUGCCCAGUCUUCCAGGGAAACCUCUGUAGAAGAUUUCACUGUAAAGAAAAAUCCUUCUUCUUCUGAGAAAGAACUGGUAGAGGCAAUGGAAGAAUUAUUGGAGAAAUUUCAGGACAGGUAUCCUGUUUACCAAAAGCGAGCACAGAUUCCUUUGUGUGAUAUUGGCGAGAGAUGUGCAGUGAAGCAAGGUCCCAGAAUUGGCAAGCUGUGUGAUUGCUCCCGUGGAUCAUCUUGUAACUCUUUCCUCUUGAAGUGCAUAUGA